Molecule: messenger RNA, 1820 nt
Organism: Vitrella brassicaformis
Lineage: Eukaryota; Vitrellaceae
Source: the annotation of a GenBank genome assembly
GCUAGUAAUACUUGCUUUUGGGCUAUGAGGCUAUGACGAGCUUUCCGGCUGGUGUUCGGCGCAGACGACAUAAUCAAACCCAAACGAGUGCUUCUGGUCGUUGCUGUAAAGCUCUCGUGUCUCUUGGGACAAUUGGUCGAGAUACUUCGCCAUUUUAUCGGCCAGUUGCGUAUCGAGAAAGAAGGGCAAUUUGUCCCUCAGCACUUGGAUCUACAACCAAAGUCAAGAAGAAAGUGGAGAAUUUGCCAUGAGCUAACUUGAAGACGAACCUGACGCUCGACUUGUCGAGCCGAAUAGAAAUUGGGCCAUUGUUUGCUCGCGUCAAUACGACAUUUGACCUUUUGUAGUUGCCGAUGAACCCAAUCCUGCGGAUACUCACGGUAGCAUCGAUGGCCAGCGAGAAGAAUACACGCAUCUCGGACUCUCGCAACUUGUUGGAGGAGCUCGGUCGCCUUGGAUGUCGCCUCGCUGUUCGAGAACGGUUCAAGUCCGACAAUGUACAGCCAUCCGCGCGGCUUGAGGUGCUGAACGAGGCGAGAUAAGAUUCGAUCUUGAAAAUAAGGUGCGAAUCCGUCGCCGUCGAUUGCCCCGAUGAGGUAGUCGGCGACAAUGACAUCGGCUUGAAAGUUGCUGAGAAAUGUCGAAUCGGCCCAAUUCCCAGUGAGUAUCUCAUCUUGGGGCCGCAGCUUAUCCUUGAAUUGUUGCCGUAAGGGCUCGGCCUCACUGUCACUCCCUGUGACGGCGACAAGCUUCGUAGUUUUCUUCUGCUGCGCCACAAGCCACGUCAGAGAUUGCAGCCCAGUGCCAGCGUCAAGAACUACUCCCCAGCUUGCUGCAUCCGAGCGGCCGCGUUGUUUAAGUGACGUGUCUAGAUGCUGAGCAAUGAAUUGGAGCAAGAGAUCCCCCGGCUCUUGUGAAGACGAUGCUGUGUUGCCUGCCGUCUCCCCUUUGUGACAAAACGCAGACAUGCAACAUGAAGGCGUGGCUGAUGUUGGUAGCUGACUGUGCUGGCAUACCAUCCUGCGUGUAUCCGCCGGCCUCUUUCGAAGGCUUCUCUGCUGCGGUAUACACACACACAUACAUAUACAGAUAUACAUACAGACAGACAGACAGACAUUCACAAGAGGGUGGGAAGUGUCUUUGACCGUUUUCAAGUUGAGUGGUGUUCAUGUGAGCCAUGGCGGCUUCAGCGAAGGAAUAAGGAAUGUCGCAGACUGCCAGGCACAUGAAUAACAUUGGUCUCUAUCAGAGGAGCAUAUGUAUGUGCGUGUGGACUUGAUCACCCACCAUUCUGGUCGGCGCACAGCUUAUCAAAACUGGUUGCGGCUGUGCGGAUCAGCCGGGCGGCGGCAGUGUUCAGUUCGUGGGCCGCAGUAAGGGUGGCCAUGGUGUGGUUGAGCUGCAGCUGCACCGAUGAAAUCUGCUGGGCACCUGCCGACACACAUGUACCACAUCAAUUGAAUGUGGGAUGAAAGGGUAGUCUAAGAUGUGGGGGCGGUCACCUACCGAGCUCAUGAGCGGCCAUCGACAUCUCUACGGCCAUACAUCACAGAAAACAGCCAUACAAAUGCACACAAUGUAGGCAGAUUUGCCAUGAUGCAUGGUCGGCUCGGUGUGUGUGCCCCGCUGUGGCUUACGUCGGUCAUAGUUGCGCUGGGCCGCCAGGAGGGGCUGCCCGAUGGCGGAGAGGCCACCCAACAGGACGGCAGCGAAGUUGAAGCGACGCAUCGAACGUCGAAAACGAUGUGUGCGUGCACUCGGGCCACUUGGAGCUGUUGGACAGACGCAGAGACUACAGAUGGGGAUGACUCGGGCUCGCG